This is a messenger RNA of Manis javanica (Malayan pangolin), 4483 nucleotides long. The record is from RefSeq and is a predicted model, not a curated record. Lineage: Eukaryota; Metazoa; Chordata; Mammalia; Pholidota; Manidae.
CGAGGCCGGGCCAAGGCCAGACCUGCUGGGGGCAAGCCUCAGCGGGCGGUAGGUGGUGAGGCUGCGACCCUCGCUGCCCAUCGCCCCUACCCCGCCGCUCACCCGGCCACCGCUGACAGGAGAGAUUUACAGAUAGUGUUUGAGAGUCAUGGAGCUUUUAGGUUCUACUUUAACGGCAACCUAUGCCCACCCUAGACCAACACCAACCAGCUUUCUACCAGCCAUCAGUGCCAUGGCAUCAAGCUACAGAGACCGCUUCCCACACUACAAUUUGACCCACAGCCCGAGCCUGCCUUGGAGACCAAGCACAUACUACAAAGUGGCUUCCGACUCGCCGACCUUGGCACCCUACUGCACCAGAUCUCAGAAGGUGUCCGAAAGUACCAUGCUCCCCUUUGUUUCCAACAGAAACACGCUCUUCACAAGGUAUACGCCUGAUGAUUGGUACAAGGCCAAUUUAACUAACUACCUAGAAUCCAACACUUCCCGACAUAAUUCAGAGAGACUAAGGGUAGAUACGUCUCGUCUCAUUCAAGACAAAUAUCAACAGUCAAGAAAAACCCAGGCAGACUCCACCCAAGAUCUGGGAGAACGAGUGAAUGACAUAGGAUUUUGGAAAUCUGAAAUCAUUCAUGAGUUGGAUGCAAUGAUUGGAGAGACAAAUGAACUAACUGAUGUCAAGAAAAAGCUGGAGAGGGCUUUGAUGGAGACAGAAGCCCCUCUUCAGGUUGCCCGAGAAUGUCUGUUUCAUCGAGAGAAAAGAGUGGGGAUUGAUCUUGUUCACGAUGAAGUGGAAACAGAACUCUUGAAGGAAGUUGACAUCAUUCUGUGUUGUCAAGAAAGGAUGAAGCUACAUUUGGAUAAGGCCAUUGCCCAACUUGCGGCCAACAGAGCUUCCCAGCACGAGCUGGAGAAGGACCUGAGUGACAAACAGGCAGCGUACCGGAUUGAUGAUAAAUGCCACCAUCUGAGGAACACGUCGGACGGUGCCAGCUACUUCCGUGGGGUGGAGAGGGUGGAUGCCACGAUCUCAGUGCCCGAGUCCUGGGCCAGAUUUACAGAUGACAAUAUUCUCCGCUCCCAGAGCGAACGAGCAGCCUCUACCAAGCUGAGAGACGACAUUCAGAACCUCCUGGUGGUGACCACCAAUGAGAUGUGGAAUCAGUUCAACAAAGUGAACUUGGCUUUCACCAAUCGCAUUGCUGAGACUGCAGAUGCUAAAAAUAAGAUUCAGAUUCACUUAGCAAAGACCCUGCAGGAGAUUUUCCAGGCUGAAAUGACCAUAGAGUCCAUCAAGAAGGCCAUCAGGGACAAGUCUGCCUUCCUGAAGGUGGCUCAGACCAGACUGGACGAGCGGACAAGGAGACCGAACAUUGAGCUCUGCCGGGACAUGGCUCAGCUACGCCUUGUUAAUGAGGUGUAUGAGGUGGACGACACCAUCCAGACCCUGCAGCAGCGCCUGCGGGAGGCGGAGGACACCCUGCAGUCGCUGGUCCACACCAAGGCCACUCUGGAGCAUGAGCUGGCAGUCAAAGCCAAUUCGCUGUACAUCGACCAGGAAAAAUGCAUGAGCAUGCGCAAGAGCUUCCCCAAUACCCUCCGGCUGGGGGGCUUCUGUUAGGGACCCGGCCAGGAGCGGGUCUGUGACUCCUCUGGGAAAGCAGUACCGGAGCCCUGUUGCAGCAUUGAAACUGAGUGCUCACAUACUCGCUUAUUAGAGGACUGUACUGAUAGAAAUGUACCAAAUCUCCUGUCUUGGAAAGCCUCUUGUUUGAAUCCAACCUUAAUUUCCUAUUUACUAGGCUUCUGGGUGAUGGGAAAGAUAUAAAGAAAUUAAUCAAUUUAGCCAUGUCAACAUCAUUUUUUAAAAACCUCCCCUGUCUAUCUCUAAAAACAAUAAAUACUGCUUGUGGACAUUUUCAGAGAAUAUAGAUUAGUAAAAGAAGAAAUUUAAAAACUUCCAUGUUUCUAAACCAGGUAUUUUCACUUACAUAGAUCUAUUUUAUUUUUGCAUUCAUAUACAGAAUCACUCUGAAUAAAGUAGCCUACAUUUAUAAUGCCCCUAUUAUGGAUCAGAUACCUCAAUGCGUUUUUGCUUUUUCCACUUAAUAAAAGGUACACUUUCCAUGUCAUUAAACACCUUUCCACAAAUUCAUUUUAAUGGCCCCCCCCUCUUUUUUAAAGAAUUAAUUUGACCAAAAAUCAACUGGAAUUGGGCAGCAUGUAAUUUAACAGAUAGAAAGGAGCUCUGAGGAGCUGUACAAAGUGAAGAACUUUAAUAGGCAGAAGGGAACAGGAAGAAGAAGGUUACAAUAGGCAAACAAAGCGGGUUGGCUAUUGCAAAGUUACUUUAAAAUAUACCAUUGUACUGAGGUUCUAGAAUGUUCUACAACCAAUUUCCCAUUACUGGCUAUCUAUAUUGUGAUGUAUUCUUCCCUAUCAUAAACAAUGUGGUCAGGAUUUAAUCUUGCUAGCUAAAUGUUUGAAAACAUCUUUAAUAUUUUCCUAGAGAUGAGUUCCUAGAUAUCAAAUUUGAAUCAGCAAUUAUGCACAUUUGAAAAAAAGGCCUUCACAGUAUGUAGUCAAGUUGUCCUCCUGAAAGUUGGUGUUACUCUGUACACCUGCCAGCAGGCUAAGAAGGCCUGUCUUUCUGCAUCUUUCAUAAUGCUUUGUUAUCUUUUUUAUUUUUACCAUUUAGUAGUGUAAAAAUGGCCUUGUUGCUUUAACCUCUUGUUCUUUGGAAGCUAGUGAUGUUGAACAUUGUUCGCUGGGCUCUUGAAUUUCCUCUGUUAAUUGCUUGUCUUUGUUAUUUGGUGUUUCCCCUAUUUAUCUUUUUCCUUGAAUUUAUUUUUAAGAGUUCCCUGUAUAUCACUCAUAUGACACUUUGGUACUUAAGUGCCACUUGCCUUUAUAUUGUUUAUGGUUUUUAAUGUAUGGCAGGUGAAAUGUAUAAAUGGCUCCUUUAUGAUAUAUUCAUGCCUUUGGAGUUACACCUGGAAAGUUCUUCCUCAUCCCAAGAUUAUUUACUUACAGCUUCUUCUAAUUCCACUGAUGAUUUUGUAACUUACAUUUAACUGUGUGGAACUUGGGUGUUUUGAACAGGAAGCUCUGACACAGGAAGACGAGGUCAUCAGAGGGGAAGUUCGUCUCUCCUUUCCCUAUUUCUUACUACUUACAUGCUGGCCAGGUUGACAUCUUCUCUCUUCACCUCUUGCUCCCUCUAACCACUGUUCAUUAACCCCCAAGCCCCGUUUCUCUCUCUGUUUCUUAAAAGUUUUUUCAGACCUUGGCAAGCAACUUCACAGAACUUCCUGAAGUGCUCAUAGAGUUGACAUGAACACAACAAGCUUGUGCUAGGUUUAUUUUCAUGGUCUCAGUUUAUCAUUUUGGAAAUCAAACUGUAGGUUUUGUCAUUCUCCCUUUGUUUCUAAUGGAAACAAAGAUAUAUAAGAGCCAUGAAAACAGCAAUUAGAGCAAUCAAGUGUUGAUAGUCAUCAUUUUUAGGCAACAGUAAGAAUAAGUGUGAAUUCCACAUGUCUCUUUUUGUUGUAUGUUCUGGGGAAAACCUUGCCAACUUUUUCCUAGAAUUACAGUUUUUGCUAUCUUUUUUGAGGACUCUAUGCUGAGUCCUUUUAUUUAAACGUGUAUUCCCAGCAUUACAAAAAUGUGAUGGGAAGAAAAUGUAGUUCAUCAUAGAAAAAGGUUGGUUUUCUUGUUAUUUUGGUAACCUGUGGGCAAGGCUAAAUUCCACAAAUACACAUCUGGUUCUAGUCUAAAAUGCUGCAGCCACUUCACCAGGGGAAAUAUCCUAAUGCUGAAAUCCCUGAGAAGCCAAGACUCACAAAGUGAGAUUCUGUUUAAGAAUCACUGACUGCUAUACAAAUAUCAACACAUGCUAUAGCUUUAUAUAUUCAGGGCCAGACUAUCCUUAAUAUUAUGUGGUUUUAAGAAGAGCUGCUGGAAUGUCAAAGGCUUCCACCUACCCAGGCAUCAUUCAGAUUUAGAAAUGUGUGUAACUGCCCCUAAAUAGUCAAGUCAUCUGUAAUUUUAGUAAUUUCCAUUUAUAUCUGUGGACAGUGUUGUCAUAAACACCUCACCUGACACUUUUGAGUACUGAGUUUGUGCUGUAAAUAGCUGAGCUGGGGUCUGGUUUGCAGUUAUAAUUUCUGUUUCACACUGAAAACAGGGAUGGAUUCCUUCCCUUUGUAUACAGGGCUGACCCAAAACACCUAGGAUGAGGUGGAGCUGCUGCUCAUAGUCGAGCCCCAGAUCUCCCCUGUCAGUCUCCCUCUCUGAGCCCCAGCCCCUAAAUUGUUUCUGACAGCUCUGAAUUCACCAUUGGCAUGAUCACCAAGACCAGCCUUCAUGUAGAGUGCUCCGAGGAUACUUUCUGAACCCUACAUAUUCAUGCAUUCAUGGGGGAAAGAGACAAUACUUACCUGUUUACCAGGGAUGGAAAAUAUGUUUCACCUUGAGGACCAGC